This is a messenger RNA of Esox lucius (northern pike), 5506 nucleotides long. It is a transcript of the gene ankfn1b, whose product is annotated as ankyrin repeat and fibronectin type-III domain-containing protein 1. Gene Ontology annotation, biological process: establishment of mitotic spindle orientation; signal transduction; regulation of establishment of bipolar cell polarity. Gene Ontology annotation, molecular function: protein binding. The transcript has 23 exons. The record is from RefSeq and is a predicted model, not a curated record. NCBI's taxonomy places the organism in Eukaryota, Metazoa, Chordata, Actinopteri, Esociformes, Esocidae. Gene Ontology annotation, cellular component: spindle. Bases 280 to 4473 code for a protein of 1397 amino acids.
GUUUGCCUACUUCUGCUGUGCGUUCCUUCUCUCCCGUCUGAGAAGAAGAGGGAAAGGGACGAGGCUGCAGACUCUGUCCUAACGGCCGUGCGAGGACACCUGACAGGUGAAGCCCAGGUAGACCGCAGCCAGGCAGCCGCGCCGCUGAGGGUGUGUCCGGCCGGAGCCCUCAGAGCUCCAGCCAGUCUGCCCCAUUUCAAAGUCCGUUCAGAAGAGGAAAGGGGGCGGGGGGGGGGGGCUUGUAAGGAGCUGGAGGCAGGUUUGAGAGGGGAGGCGAGGAUGGCGAGUUUCGGGAAACUCACGGACUACUUUAACCGCCGCAAGUCCCGCGAGGAGCUGCGGGGGGGCCGGAGCUCACGGAGGAGCGGCAGUUACUGCUGUACUGUGGCUGAGGCCAGGUCUUUGGAGAGGAAGCUACAGAGGCCUCUAUUGGCUAAGUCCAGGACACUACCAAGCAUCCCUCAGUCACCUACCGUGGCCAGGGUCCAUCACAAAGACCUGAUAGGUGAAAGUCCUCCUCACAGGAAGAGUUCGGCCAGCACCAGCCCCAGCCCCAGCCUACAACCCUGCACUCUGCCCCCUGCAGGAGAGCUGUGGCGCCUGGAAGACGACGGUGACGGUGAGGAGGAGACAGGGCGUCUGUGCGCCGCCGCUCGCCCGCGCUCCCAGUCGCCCUUCUCCCACUUCCGCACCCGCUCCGCCUACAUGCGCAAGAGCGCCUCCGUGGACGACCAACUGGAUAUGGUGGAUUGUCGCUCCUCUGCGCCCCCUGGAGGAAAAGGCAGCCGUGGCGGAAAGGGGAAGCUCAAGAGGAAAUUUAGCCUGGGGUCGGCAGACAGGAAAGAGCACCAACAAAAGAAGGUGGAGUCAAGCAUUUCCAAAUUUACUCACCGGUUGUCCCUGAAAGAGAGGCAACAAAAACCUGAGAAGGCUACUACGCUGGAUAGACCUACCUCCUACAGGAGGCGCUCUCUCAGUUUGGACUGGGCCGAAUCAGCCAAGAUGACCCAGCGAGAGAUGCGAGAGCCUCACCCUCCCCCCGCCCGCAACAAAUCCACCAGCCUGGCGUCUCCCAGUGCCGCCCGCCGCCUCUACAGGAACCUGUCCGGGAAGUUCCGCGUUGGCAACCUGCCCGGUCUGGAAGACAGUGUUGUGUCUGGACGGGGUGACAAGGAGCGCCUCCGCAAGUCCACUAUGUUCCAGAGCAACGAGGCCUUGUUUGAGGCGGUGGAGCACCAGGAGAUGGACCUGGUCCAGUUGCUACUGUCUCAGUACAGUCUGGAGGAGCUGGACCUCAACACCCCCAACAGCGAGGGUUUGUUGCCACUGGACAUUGCCGUCAUGACCAACAAUGUACCCAUGGCCAGGCUGCUGCUUCGCGCCGGAGCCAAGGAGAGCCCCCACUUUGUGAGCCUGGAAGGGCGCGCCGUGCACCUGGCCACGUUGGUCCGAGAGGCAGAGCAGCGCGUCCGGGACCUGCAGGCCCAGGUGCGGAGCGAGGGCCCCGGGGAGCGGGAGGCGUCAGACCAUGAGAGGCAACUCAAGGCCUGGGAGUGGAGACAUCGGCUCUUCAGACGCAUGCAGACGGGCUUCGAGCACGCCAACCCUCCGGACGCUCCCAGCUCUGUCCGCCUGUCCGUCAGCAGCAGUUCCAGCCUGAGGGUGGACUUCCAGGAGCCUCUGAGUGUCAACUCCGCCGUGGUCACUAAGUACAAGGUGAGUUGGAGCAGUUCCCCUUCCCAGACUCCACUGUUGGGUGAGAUGUUAGUAGAGGACACCAGUCAACUGCAGUGCACCAUUACAGAUCUCUCGCCCGGCAAGCAUUACUACGUCCAGGUGUCAGCCUACAACAUGAAGGGUUGGGGUCCUCCCAAGGCCUCCACCCCGACCUGCGCCUCCCCCUCCAGCUGGAGGGAGAUUGACGGUCGCGCUCCUCGUCAGCGGGGCCAUAAGGAGGCGCUGGACCAGUUACUGGGACAGAUUAAGGAGGCGCACCGUCACUGCGUGUGCCAUGAGCAGUGCAAAGCCCCUCCACACGUAAGAAAACACUCUGUCUCCAAAAGCCUGCGCCACCUCUUCCAGCCCACUAGCAAAUUUGUCAAAAACUUGAAACGAGGUCUCUACCUGACGGCUAUAUUCUACCGAGACGACAACAUCUUGGUGACUCCUGAGGACCAGAUUCCCAUUGUAGAGAUAGAUGACUCUUACUCCAGCUCGCUGAUGCAAGACUUCCUGUGGUUCAUGAAGGUGUCCUACCUGUGGGAGGAGAUACCGUGGCUUCAGCAGUGUCUCAGCCCCUCCCAGUCAUCCUGCUCCUGCGCUCUGCAGACACGCCUCAAGAUGCUGCAGGCCAUCUCCCAGCUCCAGGGCAUGCUAGGAACUCAGGACCUGGGUCAGGUUUACUUUGAGCCAAUCAAAGACAAGCAUGGCAACGCCCUCUUGGUGUUGCUGAGGGACAUGAACACGUGUCCCAGUCUGGACGGGGUGAAGUGGACCCAGCUGUGUAAGCUUCAGCUCCAACGCAAGUCCAUCUCAUCCCCAGAGGAGCCCACGGCACUGGACGUGCUGCUCAUCACACUGCAUGAAAAGCUGGCGUACCACAGACGGAGCAGAAACCUCCUCUCCCCAGGCCUGUACCUGGGCUACCUGAAGUUGUGUAGCUCUGUGGACCAGAUCAGAGCUCUGGUGCCUCAGAAGCUGCCCAAUGUCCUCUGUCACACCAAGAUACGAGACAAUUUUAACGUGUCUAGGGAGGAAUGGCAGUGGCUCCAGGCACUCAGUUCUCUGGAGGAGUCCAUGGAGAUGGAUCAGGAUGUCCAGAGCGCUCCACACCGCCUCCUGCAGGACCUACGCAGUGCCGCCAAAGACCUCAUGGCUCACAUGAACAUCCCUGUCAGCCAGGCACAGGACUUCCGUAUCUACGCCCAGGAGGUGCUGGAAUUUGGGGACAAGGUGUCCUUCUUGCUACUACUGCCGCCCUCAGAUGACGUGUGCACGGCCCCCGGCCAGAACAACCCCUACUCCCCCCGAUCAGGCUUCCUCACCCUGCCUCUCCAGGUCUUCGAGCUGGUUCACUUUGAUGCCUACUGCCCCAGCUUCAUUGGGCAGUACUGCCGGGUGUCUGCCCUGUUGGAGCUGGAGUUGCUCAUGUCCCAGCAGACACUGAGGGAAGCUUUCUCAGAGACAGAGCUUCACGCCGCCAAGCAGAAACAUCAGCAGGUCCAGGACCACAUUCAUCAAAUGGAGGAGGUGUGGCGGGAGGCACGGUGGAUCAUGGACGCCCUGCAGUAUGCCCGCUACAAGCAGCCCACAGGGGGUAUUUCCCUGGCUUGGAUUAUCGACUUCUCCAGGGAUGUGGUGCCUGACAAGCCCCGCUCCACCUCCUCCCAGCCAGACUACCUUCCCUCGCCCAUGCCCUCCCCAGAACCCAGCCACAAGCACUCUGGUAAGACCCAGAGAGCCAAUGUUAUAGACUUCCACUGUCUCUCCGACGAAGAGGGUUCCUCCGAGGUUUUCCUCACCACUGACAGUGACUACGACUCCAGCCGUGCCCAGAGCCCCCGCGAGUUGGACCUGCUUCCCCCUUCCCCCCUCUUCUCCGCCAACAGCAGUGUCGGAGAAGGUGGUGGAGGGGGUUCAGGAUUGGGUUUGAGGGACUCCACUCCGGAUGUCCUGCAGGCCUCGGAGCCCCAGGCGGGCCCUGCUGGUGAAAGGCGGCUGAGCGCAGGGGGUUCCGGUGGGGAGAGGAGGAGAAGCAAGGGCGGUCCCAUGGAGUUAUUCGACAGCGACUUCAUCCUACCCAGCCGGCAGAUUGAACUGCUGAGGAUCACGGAGAAGCGGCAGGCCUUCUGUGUGAGAACCAGUAGUCUGGAGUUUCCUGCUUCCUCCGGCGGUCAUCCUGCCCAAUCGCCACCGCCGUCCUCUUCACCCCAUCAGCGUUGGCACCGACCUUCCUCGGUGGACCGUUGCUGCCCAGCUGAGCGAUGCCCGCAGCGGCCCCAGCCCCCCGCUCGCACCCGGUCGGAGGAUAGUGGCACCCAGAGGCUCUCAGGUUCGCCCUCACCUGGGGUCCAAAGGAAAGGCUGGCACGCCACACUCCGGGUGUACCCACAGUACCGCACCGGGCUACCCAAGGAAACCAGCGUCAAGCUGCGGGUGACCCCAGGCACGUCAGCCCAGGAGAUGGUCCAGCUGGUGGUGCAGGAGAUGAACGCUGUGUCGCGGCGGCUCCUGGGCAGCAGCAGCAGCAGCAGUAAUGACGGCGGGGGGGCAGAGGGGGAGCGGUGUGUGUACAGCACCGAGCAGCUGGAGCACUUUGGCCUGGUGCUGGUGGUGGACGGAAGGGAGAAGUGGCUCCAGGAUGACUUCUGCCCACUGGAGCUUCAGAACCCCUGGCUUCGGGGCAAGCUGUGCGUCCGCAUUAAGGAGUACUCUCCCUUGGCACUGCAGUGCAGCAGGGCCACUACUGUUUGAAACUACAGGGCGGGAAGGACUUCGGGGAGUGAACUAUACAAGCAAGAGUCGUCCACUGAAAACGCGGGACCAUGUACUUUGAAUGUUUCACAUGGGCCAAAGGGAGACACCCUACCUAAGAUGAACCGGAACUUUUCUGUGUUUUUCUCCCUCUUUCAAUCGGUUUUCCUCAUUAGUUGUUUUGCCGUCCAACUGCUGUAGCGACAAAGCGUAGUCAGUGAUUCCACAUUUGUUUAUUUGUUUGUUUGUUGUUAACUGAAAUGCUGCUGUGAGACUGUUUCCAUGAAGUCUCUUCCCACCCUGCGUAAACUUCCCUUCCCUUUUCCACCUUCAUCUGGACACCAAAUGAACAAAAGGAAAUGGAAAAGUGUUAUCAUAAUAUGCAUCGUCAAAUGUCGGAGCCUAAAAAGGGAAGUGACGGUGAGGAAGAUUAAUGAAUGAACGCUACGGCACUCUGGAAUGGCCCCUGACUGACGGCAACACAUUUUGGCGCCCGCGUUGGCAGAACGUCAUCUGCAGCCACAUGCGGGCGGACAAGCCUUUUCCUAUGAACUCUUUCUCUCUCAUGGUGUCAUUCCAAGAGACUGUUGGCUGCGGCCCUGCAGCCGGCCUUCCCGACCUUCCCAGGAUGUGACCCUGGACUCUUCCCAGAGGGCCCAGCAAGAGGGAAGGGGGCUAGCGUCACUUGGCUCGGAACGGAAUCUGCCCCACCAUUUGACCUGUCAGCUUGUCACUCUGUCAGAUUCGCCCUCCAUUGUUUUCACUUUGGGAAGGAGAGCCAAGAGGACAGGGAUUGAGAAAAUUAGUAAAGGAGGGAGGAAUUUUAGGAUGGUGGAUGCAGAGUCUUUGGGAUCCUAGCACUAUUCAAUCUGCAUUGCGAAAAUUCAACAUUACAGCGUGUUUCUAAUUUAAAAGCAGUCUUGACCAAAGACUGCAUUCACAGGAAAUGCUGAAUAUGUUGCCUCAAUUGGAAAUUCACUUUAAAAUUCUACUGAGCUACAGUGAUACAAAUAAUUAGAGAACAUCGUACAUA